CUCGCACCACUGACUGCCACCGUCCCCUGCGCUCCCUCGCCGGCUUCGCCGCUCUUUCCUCUCAACUGAUCGUUUCAGCGGAGGGGCUCGCACGCGCGAUCGUGCCAUUGAUACCCACUUUACAGCGCGCUCGCGGAAAACAGUCGGCAUGUCUCUGUGUCCCCCCACCACCCCCUCUUUCUCCCUGUCCUGCCUCUCUGGUUGCGCGUCGUUAAACUAACGGGGAGGUGUUAACUACUUUUUUUCCCUCCUUUCCCAAAGCGUUAUCACUGUUAUACUGCGCAAGAAGCAGAAGGGCCGGUGCUACUGAUACACUCAGAGCGCAAAAAAAAAAAAGUUUUGGUUUGUGUGGAUAAAAAAAAAGAAAAAGUAGAAGGAGCCGGAAAGUGAGCAGCCGUCUGCGUUAGAAGCGGAUUGUGCCACGGCGAGUUCAUGGACCAAACGAAGAUGAGGUGACAGCUUCAUUGACCUGCGGAUGUCCACCCUGGACCACCAACCAAGGAAAGCUUCCAUUUUUACCUAAGAGGUUCUCCAAGCAUUCUCCAUCCAGACCACUGACAGCAUUUAUAUCCACAACUAAACCUUUUGAAGUUGUGACUUGUAUGACAAGAUACCCUGCAGCCCCAAAGUGAUGUGGAGUAACUAUUUCCAUGUGAAAUCUGUGGUGACAUAAGAUUUUAGGUCCACUAAGAAUGAACUAAAAUCAAGUUACCCACAAUUCACUUUGUUUGAAAGAUUGUUCGAACUCUUCGUCUUUGCAAAGGGGUCAUUAUCUUAGCUCCUUCCUUCAUUGUGCCGAUUGCCACCCCACAUUCCUGCACCUCUUCAGUCCUGUGUAAAAGGCCUUGUGUAUAGUCUCCAGUCUCACUGAGGAGGAAUCAUCUCCUCCUCCUCGUAAAACCCUUACAGCCUCUUUUGUCAGUCCAGCCAUGGACCUCCACAGGGCAGCCUUCAAGAUGGAGAGCUCCUCCUAUCUGCCAAAUCCUUUGGCCUCCCCAGCCCUCAUGGUGUUGGCCUCCACUGCUGAAGCUUCUCGCGAUGCUUCAAUCCCCUGCCAGCAGCCACGUCCAUUCGGCGUACCAGUUUCCGUUGAAAAAGAUGUCCAUUUGCCGUUCAACAACGGUUCCUAUACUUUUGCAUCAAUGUACCACCGCCAAGGUGCCGUCCCGCCUGGAUUCCCUAAUAGGGAUUUUCCCCCAUCCCUCCUACACCUUCACCAUCAGUUUGCUCCACCUAACCUGGACUGUUCGCCCAUCAGCAUGCUGAAUCACAGCGGUGUUGGCGCCUUCCGGCCCUUUGCGUCACCUCCUGAAGACAGAGACGGAGCACCUGGAGGGUACCAGUCUGCUUUUACUCCAGCCAAGCGCCUCAAAGGCUGCUUGGAUGCCGAGGCUUCCCCCCAUCUGAGGUACUCCGAUGCAGAGGGUAAAGAAUACGACUUUGGCGGCACUCAGAUCCCUCCUGGAGGGUCACCCAGCAGCGCCUUGAAAGCAGUUGAGGACAGCGGGAAAAAGAUCUUCGCCGUGUCAGGUCUCUUGUCUGAUCGUGAGACAUCCUCCAGCCCCGAGGACCGCAUCGAACGCUGUAAAAAGAAGAUGUCCCUGUAUGACAGUCAGGCUCCCGUCUGUCCCAUCUGCCAGGUGCUGCUCCGACCAGGAGAGCUGCAGGAACACAUGGAAACAGAAAUCGAGCGGCUAGCAAACAUAUGCCUCAGGUAAGCCUCAACACUCAGAAUCCUCUCAUCCCAAAAGUGCAACAAAAGUUAAUGCACGAUGCACUCUUUAAGGUAAAUAAAAAAAAUAAUGGAAAAAAAAA
Messenger RNA from Oryzias melastigma (Indian medaka), 1815 nucleotides. RefSeq names its product E3 ubiquitin-protein ligase Rnf220-like. Gene Ontology annotation, molecular function: ubiquitin protein ligase activity. Lineage: Eukaryota; Metazoa; Chordata; Actinopteri; Beloniformes; Adrianichthyidae. Gene Ontology annotation, biological process: protein ubiquitination. The transcript has 3 exons. Bases 930 to 1718 code for a protein of 262 amino acids. The record is from RefSeq and is a predicted model, not a curated record.